GUGAAAGGUGUUCUACACUCGGUGCUGUCAUGGAUGAAAAGACAAAGAAACUAAGCCUAAAGCGUGAAGUGGGGUUGGUAGGAGCGGUGUCCCUCAUUGGAGGGACCAUGAUUGGUUCAGGGAUCUUCAUGUCUCCACAGACUGUGCUGUACACCAUUGGCAGCCCAGGUGCCAGUUUGGUGGUGUGGGCAUGUUGUGGAGUCUUGGUGAUACUGGCAUCUUUCUGCUAUGCAGAGCUGGGCACUGUCAUUAAGGAGUCAGGAGGAGAGUACAUCUACAUUCUGCGCACCUCAGGUCCCGUGGUGGCCUUCAUGUUGAUUUUUAGCUCAGUGUUGUUCGUCAGGCCUGCUGGAGUGGCUGGUAUUGCACUUAGCUUUGCUCAAUAUGUUGUGGCUCCUUUUUACUUGGAGUGUCCUCCUCCGGUGGUAUUGGUCAAGUGUGUGGCUGCCGCUGCCAUUCUCAUCUUAGCCACUGUGAACUGCCUCAAUGUGCGCUUCUCCAUGUCAGUCCAGGUGUUUUUUAUGGUGGCCAAAGUUCUUGCUUUGGCUGUCAUUAUUAUAGGAGGUGUGGUCAUGCUAUUUAAAGGACACACAUCAAACUUUGAGGACUCUUUUGAAAAUACAAAUGUUGGAAUCAAUCCUAUUGGUAUUGCUUUCUACCAGGGGCUGUGGUCCUAUGAUGGCUGGAACAAUCUCAACUAUGUGACUGAGGAGCUUAAGCGCCCAGAGGUCAAUCUGCCCAGGGCUGUUAUUAUUGCCAUUUCUCUGGUCACUGGAUUGUAUCUGCUCGUCAAUGUCAGCUACCUCACUGUGAUGACGCCAAAGGAGCUCAUGAUGUCAAAUGCAGUUGCAGUUACAUGGGGGAACAAGGUGUUGGGGAGCUGGGGUUGGAUCAUGUCAGUGGCCGCUGCGCUGUCUGCAUUUGGCUCUCUUAACGGGACAUUCUUCAGUGGGGGUAGAGUUUGCUUUGUCGCGGCUAGAGAAGGACACAUGCCGGAUAUUCUGGCCAUGGCCCAUGUGCGUAGACUGACUCCAUCUCCAGCACUGAUUUUCACCACAUUCGUCUCCUUGCUGGUUCUCAUCCCUGGAGAUUUCCAAAGUAUUGUUAACUAUUUCAGUUUCACAGCUUGGUUUUUCUAUGGAAUUACACUGUCUGGACUUAUAUAUCUCAAAAUUAAAAGGCCUGAUCUCCCCAGGCCUUACAGGGUUCCCAUCAUACUCCCAGUAAUAGUGAUCAUUGCUGCAGUCUUCCUUGUACUGGCUCCUAUUAUUGACAGUCCUCAGAUUGAAUACCUCUAUGUGGCUUUGUUCAUCUUCAGUGGAGUUAUCGUCUACAUCCCAUUUAUUCAUUACAAAGUAUGUCCUGGCCUAUUGACAAAACUCACCGUGUUCCUGCAGUUGUUUUUAGAAGUAGCACCAGCAGAGAAAAACAUAUGAUUUGUUCUACAGAAAUGGUAGCAGUAAUUAAACUAGUCAUUUUGGUUAGCUAUGGGCUAGUUUAGUUUUGUCUAUACUAUUAUGU
Messenger RNA from Periophthalmus magnuspinnatus, 1521 nucleotides. RefSeq names its product b(0,+)-type amino acid transporter 1-like. Gene Ontology annotation, cellular component: membrane. The record is from RefSeq and is a predicted model, not a curated record. Gene Ontology annotation, biological process: amino acid transmembrane transport. Lineage: Eukaryota; Metazoa; Chordata; Actinopteri; Gobiiformes; Gobiidae. The transcript has 6 exons. Gene Ontology annotation, molecular function: L-amino acid transmembrane transporter activity. The coding region runs from base 30 to 1436 and encodes 468 amino acids.